This is a messenger RNA of Exophiala viscosa, 432 nucleotides long. RefSeq lists its product as uncharacterized. The transcript has a single exon. The record is from RefSeq and is a predicted model, not a curated record. Lineage: Eukaryota; Fungi; Ascomycota; Eurotiomycetes; Chaetothyriales; Herpotrichiellaceae. Bases 163 to 384 code for a protein of 73 amino acids.
UCGUGAGAGUCCAUUGACAUCCGCGCCUAGAUCCAGCAAGAGGUUGACGCCUUUGAUAUUGUUCUUUUGGAUCGCCUGUGCUAACAAAGUGACGUUUCCCUCUUUGCUUGAUCCACCACUGACAAUGUUCAUGGCUUUGAGUGUGUCGCAAACUUCUGCAUAAUGCUUUUUGCGCCCUUCUUCGAGGCCUCUCUUAUAGCCUUCGCAAUUCAAGUGUGCCUGUGUUGGCUGUUUGGGCGCCCCGUUUUCAUGUUUGGACGACUGACGGACUGGCUGAGGCGGGCUGCGUGCCUCGCUCUUACCGAACUUCGACUUGGCGUCCAAAGCACGCGAAGAAUGCUGCUCAAUGGCAUCUCGGUCCGAGUUCUCAAAUCGUACACUUGAUCUGGAAAAUAGUCAGAAGUCAUAUCUCGGCAUAAUAAAUUCAAUUCG